AUGUAUCCCACACAGAUAUUCCUGAACAUAUCAUUGCUCUCCUGCCUGUCAUUUCCAAAAAAUCAUAAUCUUACCAAAGACAAUCGCCGUGAGUCAAAGUUCACAGCCCUACGGGACAAUCUUUUGUUGAAACGAUUGGAGCGAGAAGUUCCGAGUGAUAAUUAUCAGUUGAGGCGUGAGGCUUAUGAACGGGAAGUCAAUGACAGCAUCACAGAUUAUUAUGCGCAAAGGAAAGCAGUCAUGGACAGGUAUCAUGCAAGACAAAAGGAAAUCGCUGAGAAAUUCAGGGGAAAAUCAAUCACGUCAAGACCUUAUGUUCUCUCCACUACCGACAAGACCAAAUAUUUCUACGAAACUUCCCCGAGACCUCAACACGACGCGCCUUCGAAUAAUGCGGAUACGACUGCGCUGGGUUAUUAUCGACUUGGAGAUUGUAAAUAUUCAUCAGAAGAAAGUCUGGUGUAUCAGCACAACAUUGAAAUAGGCCUGAAAGGAGAAUCGGAUCUGGACGCCGCCAUUGAAGUUCUCCUGGACGAACCGAUAACAAUAACGUGCAUUGAGUUGAAACCAUUCAACAAUUCCAUCGCAGAUGUUCAACGUCUCUCCGGUGGUCGUGGAUUUAACUACGUCAAGUUGAAAUUCACGCCAGAGCCGAACCGAGGACUGUCCUACACCAUUAAAAUAUGGGGGGUGAAUUCCAAAUAA
Diachasma alloeum is the source of this 705-nucleotide messenger RNA. RefSeq lists its product as uncharacterized. Lineage: Eukaryota; Metazoa; Arthropoda; Insecta; Hymenoptera; Braconidae. The transcript is spliced from 2 exons. Bases 1 to 705 code for a protein of 234 amino acids. The record is from RefSeq and is a predicted model, not a curated record.